CACAGACUCAUUCUCACUGAGAGGAGAAAUGGCGCAGACAGGAGUUCAGAAGGACCGAGAAAGAUUCUCUUGUUCCAUCUGUUUGGAUCUAUUGAAGGAUCCAGUGACUACAACUUGUGGACACAGCUACUGUAUGAACUGUAUUACAGACUUCUGGGAUGGAGAGGAAAAGAAAGGAACCUACAGCUGCCCUCAAUGUAGAGAGACCUUCAGACAGAGGCCUGUCUUGAAGAAACACACCUUGUUAGCAGAGUUAAUGGAGGACCUGAAGAAAAGCAGAGCCAGAGCUGCUCCAGCUGACCACUGCUAUGCUGGACCUGGAGAUGUGGCCUGUGAUGUCUGCACUGGGCAGAAGAUGAAAGCUACAAAGUCCUGUCUGGUUUGUCUGGUUUCUUACUGUGAGAAUCAUCUCCAACCUCACUAUGAGUCUUCUGCUUUUAAAAAACAUAAACUGGUUGAAGCUUCUGCUAAACUUCAGCAGAACAUCUGCUCUCGUCAUGAUGAGGUGAUGAAGAUCUUCUGUCGUACUGAUCAGCAGUGUAUCUGUUAUCUCUGCACUAUGGAUGAACAUAAAGGCCAUGAAACAGUCCCAGCUGCAGCAGAAAGAGAUGAGAAGCAGAAGAAGCUCCAGGAGAGUCGACAACAAAUCCAGCAGAGAAUCCAGGACAGAGAGAAAGAUGUGAAGCUGCUUCAACAAGAGGUGAAGGCCAUCAAUGUCUCUGCUGAUAAAACAGUGGAGGACAGUGAGAAGAUCUUUACUGAGCUGAUCCGUCUCCUCCAGACAAGAAGCUCUGAGGUGAAGCAGCAGAUCAGAUCCCAGCAGGAAACUGAAGUGAGUCGAGUCAAAGAUCUUCAGGAGAAGCUGGAGCAGGAGAUCACUGAGCUGAAGAGGAAAGACGCUGAGCUGGAGCAGCUCUCACACACAGAGGAUCACAACCAGUUUCUCCUCAACUACCCCUCACUGCCAGAACUCAGUAGGUCUACAUGCUCAUCCAGCAUCAAUGUCCGUCCUCUGAGACACUUUGAGGACGUGACAACAGCUGUGUCAGAGCUCAGAGAGAAACUACAGGAAGUCCUGGGAAACUCAUGGACAAACGUCUCACUGACGGUCACUGAGGUGGAUGUUCUACUGUCAGAACCAAAACCAAAGACCAAAACUGACUUUUUAAAAUAUUCUAGAAAAAUCACUCUGGAUCCAAACACAGCAUGCAGUUAUCUGCUUUUAUCUGAGAGAAACAGAACAGCAACAAAAAUGAAGAAAAUGCAGUUUUAUCUUGAUCAUUCAGACAGAUUCAAACAUUGGGAUCAAGUUCUGAGUAAAGAAAGUCUGACUGGACGUUGUUACUGGGAGGUGGAGUGGGAAGGAGAGGUUGAAGUAGCAGUUUCAUACAAGAAUAUCAGCAAAUCAGGAGAUGAAAGUGAUUUUCGAUACAGUGACAAAUCUUGGUCUUUAUAUUGUGGCACAUACAGUUAUAUAUUGUAUCACUAUUAUGAUGAAAUCCACAUCUCAGGUCCAGUUUCCUCCAGACUAGGAGUGUACCUGGAUCACACAGCAGGUAUUCUGUCUUUCUACAGCGUCUCUAAAACCAUGACUCUCCUCCACAGAGUCCAGACCACAUUCACCCAGCCGCUACAUGCUGGACUUGGGUUUUAUAAUGAUGGAAACUCAGCUGAGUUCAUUAAGCUGACAUAGACAGAAGUGAAUUCAAGUCCAGUGGUUAAAAUGUGUUUUAGUUUCAGUCCAUCUGGUCUGCAUCAUUGCAGCUUGCCUUUGACUUCACUAUAGGGUCAUUUGUUCACUGAUCAGAGAUCAGUUGUCUCUAUGGUGAUACUUUGUCAUCUGGUUUGUUCUUUUGUUGAUGUUGCAGUUUGUCUGGGUGAUGCCCCUACCUGUUUCUGUCCAGCCAUGGAGACUAUCACUGCUUAGGAAGUCUUUAUUAAUCUCAACUAAUUAUUUGUUAGAAGAAAAAUGCUGCUGGAACUAAUGUUCAGAAAAACUGAUGUAAGCUAUGAUCAUAAAUCAGAAAAUCAGACAUGAAAUUGGUAAUUAAAAAAAUCAAAUUCUGGGAAUUUAUUGAAUUUCUCUAUUUGUUGUCUGAAAAUUCAUCCAAAGAUUUUUUUUAAGCUUUACUUUAGUUUACCUUUUCUUUUAGACUUAUUUGAAAAUGAGAAAUAAC
This is a messenger RNA of Xiphophorus maculatus (southern platyfish), 2177 nucleotides long. RefSeq names its product tripartite motif-containing protein 16-like. NCBI's taxonomy places the organism in Eukaryota, Metazoa, Chordata, Actinopteri, Cyprinodontiformes, Poeciliidae. The coding region runs from base 29 to 1693 and encodes 554 amino acids. Gene Ontology annotation, molecular function: zinc ion binding. The transcript has a single exon. The record is from RefSeq and is a predicted model, not a curated record.